Seminavis robusta is the source of this 1797-nucleotide messenger RNA. Lineage: Eukaryota; Bacillariophyta; Bacillariophyceae; Naviculales; Naviculaceae. The record is from the annotation of a GenBank genome assembly.
AUGACCAUGGUAUCUGCACUCUCAUCGAAGAGGUCCAACAAGGCCAAGAAGCAGGCUGAGCUUCUGCAACGCUUGCGAAGCUGUCGUCAUCAACUGCAGAAUCAGAAAUGUGCGGAUUGUGGGGAGGAGAAUCCAGCAUGGGCGUCCCUUCUGAAGACUCCUGCCAACCUUUCCGGAGGUUACGACAAGAAGAAACUGGGAGUUUUUUGCUGCUACAAAUGCUGCAGUUAUCAUUUUCAGUUGGGAAGGGACGUUUGCGAAGUCAAAAAUAUCAAGAGUGCGGAAGAUUGGACAGAAGAAGAAGUCAAGACAAUGGAAAUGAGCGGGAAUGAAAUCACCAAUGAUGUCUAUGAAGGACUACUCAACAGUGAGAAUGAAAGUGUCAGGCCCAAUCCUGAAGACCAUGGGGCUCAGGCACAGUUUGUGGAGGCCAAGUACAAGCAGCUGACAUUUUUCUGCAAGAAAACCUACACAACCCAAAGCUCAUGGUUAAGCACUGGCAGCAAAAAGAAGAAGAAGGACAAGAAAGACAAAAAAGACAAACACAACAACCAUAAGAUGGAAAAGGCAAAAUCCUUUCAAGACCUCAUGGGAUUGACCUCAGAAGCAAGGUUGCUAGGAGCCUUGGAACACACCAGUAGCAAACACAGUCGCAGUACUGAUGGGGCCCCGCACAGGACGUAUGCCAAUUGGAGCACCAACGAUUGGACUGACGAGACCCAGCAAGGCACAACGGAAGAACUUCCUUUUGCCAGUCCAAAAUCGACGUUUGAAUUCCCCAAUGACUUAUCGGGAUAUCAUGGAGAGGACUUGGGAUACGGAAACAACAAUAGCAACAGCAACACUCACGACGAUGAUUUGGGGUACGAAGUUCCCCAACAAUUGGGUCAGGGAAACAACGACAACAACAACACUGACGACAAAGACGUCGAUGAAUCUCUUGCCAAUGAAUUGGUUCGAAAACAAAUGGGUUACGGAGGUGGAAGUGCCGGUCGCAUUGUUCGUCGUGGAUCCAUGGGUCACCGUGAUGCGCGCGACCACGACCACGAACCCCAACAAAACAACUCCACGGGAUCAGGCUCCAAUCAUGAUGGGGGUGGUCGUCGUCGAGGAUCCAUGGGAAUGAGACGGGGGUCCCUUGGUGGGCAGCAGCAAGAUCCAGCCACGGGCAGACGUGGAUCGAUUGGUCAACGCCGAGGAUCGGUCGGGCAGCGACAAGAAUCCACAGGAUCAGUACAAGAACCCAUUCGUCGCCAAGAAUCUUCCGCGGGAGGAACAAGACGAGGUCAGCGGCGUGGAUCCAUUGGUCGACAAGAUUCUACAGCUGGAGGCCAAGGAGAAGGCACACGACGUCGUGGUUCCGUCGGUCAGCGACGAGGAUCCGUCGGGCAACGCCGGGGAUCCAUGGGUCGGGAAGAUUCCACAGGCGGGCAACAAGGCGACACUUCGGUGCGACGCGAAUCUAGUAAUGGAGGAACGACGAGACGUCGGGGGUCGAUUGGGCAAAGAGGAGAUUCCAGCAAUGGACUAGUACAGGGACAGCCUAUUGGACGACACGAAUCUGCUGGGUCAAGACGUCGUGGAUCUCUCGGUCAGAGGCGGGGAUCCAUUGGCCGAGAAGAUUCCACGGGACAAUCCCACGCGAACGGAGACGAUCAUGCCGAGAGACGUCGACCGGGCAGGAGAGGCUCCGUGGGAAGAAGCUCGACUUUGGAUUCGAAUGCAUCGGGGUCCUCCUCUGCUCAUGGAUCACAACAACAAACACGCGUUCGUCGUGGUUCCCUGGGCAGAGCGUGA